AUGGAGCUCUUUGUGUCCAAAAGAGAUUAUGCUAGAUAUUUGAAAAGAUCUUUAUUACUGGUUUUAAUAUGUGUAAUAGUUCUUGUGUGCACUGAGCAGGACUACUAUAGUUUACUUGGUGUAUCCAAAGAAGCAAGCAGUAGAGAAAUACGACAAGCAUUCAAAAAACUGGCACUGAAGUUGCACCCUGAUAAAAAUCAGAAUGAUCCAAAUGCACAUGAAAAUUUUUUGAAAAUAAAUAGAGCCUAUGAAGUACUUAAAGAUGAAGAUCUGCGGAAGAAGUAUGAUAAAUAUGGAGAGAAGGGUCUUGAAGAUCAGCAGCAAGGAGGUCGUUACGAAAGCUGGCACUUUUAUCGCUAUGAUUUUGGUAUUUAUGAUGAUGAUCCUGAAAUUAUAACAUUGGAUAGAGGAGAAUUUGAUGCUGCUGUUAACUCAGGAGAGCUGUGGUUUGUGAAUUUUUAUUCUCCUCGAUGCUCCCACUGCCAUGAGUUAGCACCUACGUGGAGGGAGUUUGCUAAGGAGAUGGAUGGAGUAAUACGCAUUGGAGCUGUCAACUGUGGAGAUAAUAGAAUGCUUUGUCGAAUUAAAGGGAUUAACAGUUACCCAAGUCUGUAUGUUUUCAAAACUGGAAUGCAACCAGUGAAAUAUUACGGAGACAGGUCAAAAGAGAGCUUGAAGAACUUUGCCAUGCAGUAUGUUACAAGCACAGUCACUGAGUUAUGGGCAGGAAACUUUGUGAGCGCCAUUGAAACUUCAUUUGCUUCUGGCGUUGGUUGGCUGAUCACCUUCUGUGCUGAGCGUGGGGAUUGCCUGAGUUACCAAACGCGCCUUAAGCUCGCUGGCAUGUUGGAAGGCCUUGUUAAUGUAGGCUGGAUGGACUGUGGCACCCAGGGUGAGCUUUGUGAUAAUUUAGACAUCUCAUCUAGUACUACAGCAUACUUUCCGCCUGGAGCCACCAUAAAUAAUAAAGAGAAAGGAGGUGUUUUGUUUCUUAACUCUUUGGAUGCCAGAGAAAUAUAUCAGGAAGUAAUGCAGCAUUUGCCAGACUUUGAAAUGAUCUCUGCAGCUUCAUUAGAGGACCGUCUGGCUCAUCACCGAUGGCUGCUUUUCUUCCAGUUUGGGGAGAGUGAUAAGUCAAAUACACAGGAAUUUAAGAAACUUAAGUUUUUACUUAAAGAUGAACAUAUUCAGGUUGGCAAGUUCGACUGUCUUUCCUCACCAACCAUCUGCAACAAACUGUACGUCUAUCAGCCUUGUUUAGCUGUCUUCAAAGGAAAAGGAACCGGAGAUUAUGAAAUCCAUCACGGAAAGAAGAUCUUAUAUGACAUUGUGGCAUUUGCCAAAGAAAGUGUCAACUCUCACGUUAUCACACUGGGACCUCAGAAUUUUCCUGACAAAGAAAAGGAACCGUGGCUUGUGGAUUUCUUCGCACCGUGGUGUCCUCCUUGUCGAGCUUUGUUACCAGAGCUGAGGAAAGCAUCAAAACAUCUUUAUGGUCAGCUUAAAUUUGGAACACUAGACUGUACCGUCCAUGAAGGGCUUUGCAACAUGCAUAACAUUCGAGCUUAUCCAACAACAGUUGUGUUCAAUCAGUCUGACAUUCAUGAAUAUGAAGGACAUCACUCCGCUGAGCAGAUCUUGGAGUUCAUAGAGGAUCUUAGGAAUCCAUCGGUGGUCUCCCUAACACCAGAGACAUUCAUUGAAUUAGUUCAGAGAAGAAAACGAGAGGAAAUCUGGAUGGUUGACUUCUACGCUCCAUGGUGUGGACCUUGCCAAGCUUUAAUGCCAGAAUGGAAAAAAAUGGCCAGGAUGUUAAACGGAUUAAUCAGUGUAGGCAGUGUGGAUUGUCAAAAAUACUAUUCUUUCUGUCACCAAGAAAGUGUUCGGGGAUAUCCUGAAAUAAGGCUCUUUCCUCAAAAAUCAAACACAGCUUAUCAAUAUCAUAGCUACAACGGGUGGCACAGAGAUGCAUAUUCACUGAGAGGCUGGGCACUGGGGUAUUUACCACAAGUGUCUGUAGACCUGAGUCCUCAGAGUUUCACAGAAAAAGUUCUGAAUGGAAAAGAUCACUGGGUCAUUGAUUUUUAUGCUCCUUGGUGUGGACCUUGCCAAAGUUUUGCUCCUGAAUUUGAGAUCCUUGCAAGGACCGUUAAAGGAAAAGUGAAGGCUGGAAAAGUAGACUGUCAGAUGUACUCUCAGACCUGUCAAACGGCUGAUAUCCGAGCCUACCCUACUGUUAAGUUUUACCCCUACCAAGGAGCCAAGAAAAGUGUUCUCGGUGAAUAUAUAGACAGCAGAGAUGCAAAAGGUAUUGCUGACGUUUUGAAUGAAAAAUUAGAAGCAAUUCAGAAUAAAGGAAAAAGAAAAAAAUCUAGAAAUAAGGAUGAACUCUAAGUGGUACUGGAGG
Molecule: messenger RNA, 2407 nt
Organism: Eurypyga helias (sunbittern)
Lineage: Eukaryota; Metazoa; Chordata; Aves; Eurypygiformes; Eurypygidae
Gene: DNAJC10
Product: DnaJ (Hsp40) homolog, subfamily C, member 10
Exons: 22
Coding region: 1-2394 (797 amino acids)
Biological process (GO): protein folding in endoplasmic reticulum
Cellular component (GO): endoplasmic reticulum
Molecular function (GO): disulfide oxidoreductase activity
Source: RefSeq, a predicted model, not a curated record